AUGGAAACCUUUUCGACCCUUUCUUCGUAUUCUUCCAUAGCUACCGCUCAUUCCUUGGGAAGGGAUCAUACUACCGAAGAGUGGGAAUCUUUUCAGUUCCGAUUCGGGUUUGUCCUAGAACAUGGAGUGCAAAUCCCCUUUCUUGAUGCAUCACUUUACAAUCCUCCUGAGGGAAAAGUUAGCAUUCUAAUCGCUUUGUUUGAAGCAGGUCUUCGUUUGCCUACUAUAGACUUCUUCAACCUGAUUAUCCACGAAUGUGGGUUUUUCGUGAGAGAUUUGACCCCUAUUGCUAUAAACAAGAUAAUGGGUUUUGAACUCCUCUGUCGUGCCCUAGGCCGCCUGCCGACUGUUCCAGCCUUCAACGACCUCGUGGUGCUCAGCUAUCCAAGGGCUAAGGUGUACAUCGACCGCGCUCCAACACGCUUUGGUGCUGACAAUGAUCUGGCUGAUGCCCUAAAGAAGAUCAACAUCAAUGGUGAAGAUUGGCUUGAUUUCUUCUUGGUCUCUUGCGAAAUGAGCGUCGCUUGGAGGGCUCGCGGGAAGAUGCCCGAGUUUUUCAUCGAGAAAGAAGGUAUUGUGCUUCUCAGACUGUUUUUUCAUGCCCCUUGCCCCUUUUUAAUCGGCAAAGAACGUUUUAAUUGGCAUUUUGGUUAA
This is a messenger RNA of Lactuca saligna, 654 nucleotides long. NCBI's taxonomy places the organism in Eukaryota, Viridiplantae, Streptophyta, Magnoliopsida, Asterales, Asteraceae. The record is from the annotation of a GenBank genome assembly.